UUUAUUGUUUCAGUUUAUUUCUUUAUUAUUUUAAUGUACUGUUUACCUUUCAUUUAUGGCAUCAAUAGCGAUCCAGCUCGUAACAAACGAUAUCCAUUUUGCUCCUCAUAUUAUUGGGACGAAAAAUCAAAUAUUAUUUACGCUAUUGCUUAUUUUACUCAGGUAAUUACUGGGCUGAUUAUGGGGAUUAGUUAUUCCUUAGGAAUGGAUAGUUUUUGUUGCACAGCAAUAUAUCAUACAUGUGCACAAUUAAAUAUACUUCAAACCCAAUUAUUGAAAGUAGGCACUAAAUCUAAUAUUUCAAAAGCUCUAGUGAAGAAUCUUGUUCUAAAACAUAAAUUUCAAAUCAAGACAAUUCAGAUGUUAAAUAAUAUUUUCAGUAAAUUGUGUUUAAUUCAACUACUGACUAGUUGCAUUACUGUUUGCUUCACUGGAUUCCAAUUAAUUAUAAUUGUAAGUAGAAGCCAUGUAGAUUUAAAUGGCGCCUUCUUUUAUGCAGGUUUUCUCCUUGCCAAUUUGUUUCAAGUUCUUUUAUAUUGUUGGCCAAGCGAUGAAUUAAUGGAUCAGGUAAAUGACAAGAAAUUUUGCUGACACCCUGGUCUAUUUAACUGAAAAAUAAUUUAAUUAAUUAAAUACAGAGUUAUCAGAUCGGAAUGUCUGCCUAUCAAUCAUUGUGGACAAAUUUAAUUCCUACUAAUACAAAAUUACUCUCACUACUGAUAUUAAGAGCUCAAAAGCGUCUUGUACUUUCUGCUGGAGGAUUAUAUGAUAUGAAUUUGCAAAAUUUCACUGGGAUUGUAAAAUCAUCUAUAUCAUUUCUAUCAGUUUUAAGAGUAAUUUAUCAUGAAUGAAAUUAAUAACUCGGCAAUAUGUGAUAAAAUAAUUUAAUACCAUAUUAUUUGCAUUAAAAUUAUAAAAUAAUAUUUAUUGAAGAUAAAACAUCUAUAAUUAGAAUCACUUAAACAUUUUUCAUUAAAGAAGUAAUUAUUUAUAUAAUUAUAUUUAUUCUUAUAAAUAAUAAAAAAUUGAAUCAAAUUCUUUUCAAAUAGUUGAUCAAAAGAAUGUUAAUAAUUUUAAGUGUGCAUAACGAUACAAAAUAUUAUUAAUAUAUUAUAAUAAUAUAAGUAUAUUAUUAUAACAUAAUUUCCUAUCAU
Molecule: messenger RNA, 1154 nt
Organism: Leptopilina boulardi
Lineage: Eukaryota; Metazoa; Arthropoda; Insecta; Hymenoptera; Figitidae
Product: putative odorant receptor 98b
Exons: 6
Coding region: 34-591 (185 amino acids)
Biological process (GO): detection of chemical stimulus involved in sensory perception of smell; sensory perception of smell
Cellular component (GO): plasma membrane
Molecular function (GO): odorant binding; olfactory receptor activity
Source: RefSeq, a predicted model, not a curated record